UGGAAACACCUUUUGUUACUCGUUAAUCCUUCCUUUGUACUUAUGGCCGCUGAAAUAAGGGUCCCUGAGGGCUGAAUAAUGAUGUAAUUAUGGAGAAUGAGCAGGAAGGGGUGGGAACAUGUAUUUGCACUUGAGUCAGCCAUGGUCUAACUUUAUUGGGAAGCUUGAUAGAAAGUUACUUAUCUUUUGAGUCAUACCUUUUGAACUUUGAGUCCAAAUGGCUUGGCUUGCUAAUGACCAGGUGGUGAAUGUAGAGUGAGACAUUGCCAUAUUCUUACAUCAUUGGGAUUUAUUAGAGGAAAUGUAAUGCCAAAGGUUGUAGCAGACUAGCAGUGAUCUCAUCAUUUCCUUUUGAAGCAGCAGGGAGGACAGCAGAAACAUGAGAACACAGAGACAGAAAGGAGGAGGAGCGUAUACACCUAUUACGUCAUUUAUUAGUCUCAAGAACAGAUUUAUUGUCCUCUGGAGAAUCACUGCUAGGGUGUGUAUAUAUGCCAGUGUGUGUAUGUUGGGCUGGACUCACAAGAGAAAGAGAGAGAAAGCUGACAAGAGAGGAUAUCUUCUACAACUGCUCAACCAACAUGUCUCAGCCAGGGCAGGAAGAAGAUGAAAUGCAGCGUCCUGAGAUGAGCGAAGAGGAUUUGAAUGAAACAAUAAACAAACUUGGCAGAAGUGGGCCGGCGAAGAGCAAGACGACUGAAGUUAUGCAGGAGUGCGAGAAAGUUGGUAAAGCAGCUCCCUCUGUGUUCAGUGGAGCAAGGGCAGGAACGGAGACUGUUCUCAACGCACGCGCAGGUCCACCAAUAAUCAGGAAGAAGCAGUAGGCUCCCUGACCAUGAUUGGACAACACAUGUUUGGAAUCUGUUGGUUUUCCAGCUGUGCUUUAGGCCACUAAAAGCCUCGGUAAAAGCCUCUUUUUUUGGUGUUCUUCAAUAUUCUAAAGCCUGUGUUAAACACUUAAUUAUGUUUGGUUAUGAAAUGUGUAUUAUAGCGAUAGUUAACUUCUUCAGUUGUUCAAUAUUUCUACCUGAACUAAUGAGAAAGCUAACACAUUUUCAGCGUGUUUCUUUGUAUAAACCAGACAUAAAGGAAGAUUCUACUGGGUGGUCUUCUACUCAUUUAAAAAAAGAAAUAAGAUUAGUAAGAAAAAGUUGUGUUUUCCUAGGGACACACAGUGGCGGGUCUGGCGAGCUAAAUGCUAACAUUUGCUCUGAUGACUUCAGAUCUGUCGAAUUACUACAAUCCUUCAUGUUAAAAAUAUAAAGUUAAAAGACUAAGAGCAAAGAAGUAUUUUGUCAAAAGAUAAAUAAAUAGAUUUUUAAAAAUGUAAUAUGAGCCAAUAGAAAUACACAACUCAACAUAUAACAACGGUACUGUCAUUUGUAUUAUAUUUAAACAAAUACAUUGAAAAACUUGUUCCAAUAUACUGGUGUUUUCUUUAAUUAUUGCAGUUUUUGUCACAAAGCAUUUAUCUACAGGGUAAUAAUGAGAAAUAGGAGAGAAACGGCAAGACUUUUUUUGGAAAUCUGUUGUGACAAGACUUCCCAUUCCGUCUCACCCAUUCUACUUUUCAUUGUCAGAAGUACCAGCAAUAUUAUAAUUGUCCAUUGAUGUAAUAAACCGUUAAAAAAAUAUAAA
This is a messenger RNA of Gymnodraco acuticeps, 1638 nucleotides long. It is a transcript of the gene mustn1a, whose product is annotated as musculoskeletal, embryonic nuclear protein 1a. The record is from RefSeq and is a predicted model, not a curated record. NCBI's taxonomy places the organism in Eukaryota, Metazoa, Chordata, Actinopteri, Perciformes, Bathydraconidae. The coding region runs from base 492 to 824 and encodes 110 amino acids. Gene Ontology annotation, biological process: tissue regeneration; chondrocyte differentiation; chondrocyte proliferation. Gene Ontology annotation, cellular component: nucleus. The transcript is spliced from 3 exons.